AUGAAAGAAGGAUAUUACGAAGAAGACAGCGAUUUUAUGCCGUAUUAUUUGCUUCAGAAGGAGCUAAAGCAGAAGGUAAUAAGCUAUAACGAUAUCAAGGGUGAGGUGCGAUAUAUUGCCGGAGCAGAUGUGGCUUACAACGAUGCCACUAAAAAAAUGGUAGGCGCUUUGGUCGUUUUAGAUGCUAAUACGCUGCAAGUGGUUGAGCAACAGGUGCAUGAAAUGGAGGUAACUUUUCCUUAUGUACCUGGCUUAUUUUCUUUCCGAGAGGUACCGCCAUUGGUAGAGGCUUUUAAGAAGCUGCAAACGAAACCAGACCUAAUCAUCUGUGAUGCACAUGGUAUGGCACACCCAAAUGGUAUGGGUAUGGCUACCCACUUGGGCUUAGAGUUGGAUAUUCCUACAAUAGGUUGUGCCAAAUCGUGGUUGGUGGGUAUCUACGACAAAUCGCUGCUAGGCUUGGAGCGAGGUGCCACUCAACCCAUGAUGUGGGAUAGCAAAAUCGUUGGCGUAGCACUCAGGACGCAAGAUAAUGUGAAGCCUUUGUUUGUGAGUGUUGGACAUCGAGUUGAUUUGCAAACUGCCAUAGAUUGGGUCCUGAAAAUGAGCCCAAGCUAUCGUCAGCCCGAAACUACUCGUCAAGCUGACCAUUUGGUGAAUAGUGUGAUGAAGGAAAGGAUGGAAAUUGAUUUUAUGGGUGAUGAAGCGGUGGAAGAGCCAAUUUAG
This is a messenger RNA of Darwinula stevensoni, 726 nucleotides long. Lineage: Eukaryota; Metazoa; Arthropoda; Ostracoda; Podocopida; Darwinulidae. The record is from the annotation of a GenBank genome assembly.